Trichosurus vulpecula (common brushtail) is the source of this 3720-nucleotide messenger RNA. RefSeq names its product structural maintenance of chromosomes protein 6-like. Gene Ontology annotation, biological process: double-strand break repair via homologous recombination. The transcript has a single exon. The record is from RefSeq and is a predicted model, not a curated record. Gene Ontology annotation, cellular component: nucleus; Smc5-Smc6 complex; site of double-strand break. The coding region runs from base 444 to 3698 and encodes 1084 amino acids. Gene Ontology annotation, molecular function: damaged DNA binding; single-stranded DNA binding. Lineage: Eukaryota; Metazoa; Chordata; Mammalia; Diprotodontia; Phalangeridae.
GGCGUUUGCGGCCCCCCUCCUCCCCGGUUCCCGCCGCCUUUGCGGGUCUUGGCGUUGCGGACCUCCCCGGUGCCCGCCGCCUCUGCGGGUCUUGGCGUUGCGGGUCUUGGUGUUGCGCGCCUCCCCGGUGCCCGCCGCCUCUGCGUGUCGUGGCGUUGCGGGCCUCCCCGGUGCCCGCCGCCUCUGCCGGACUUUGGCGUUCCCGGACCUCGUCGGUGGCCGCCCCCAUCGCAGCUGCGCCUCUCUGAGCCAGCCGUCGGGCUCUGAGGUAGGUCCGAACUUGGCCGUGUGUGCCGGACUAGAAAAGGAAGCGGGGGUUGGCCAUGGCUUUGAGGGUCUAAGAGGAGUCCGGGGCUGAAUAGACAGCAGCGCCGUGAGCCCGCAGCCUUGGGGAGGAGAAGGAACAAUUAGAAGCGUCUGGGGGUUCCUCUGUCGCUGACAGAAUGGCUAAGAGAAAAGAGGACGAUUUCCCUGCGUUUGCAGAUCAGAAAAGAGCAAGGCCAGGGCCAUCGACGCGGCCCGAGUCAGAGUCAGAUUUGGAUUCAGAUGAUGAGAUGGAGUGCCCCUCUCCUCAGGACUCUUCUGCUGAAAGUUCUUCUGAGUCAGAGUCAGGGGAUUUUGGAAUCAUUGAAAGUAUCCAGGUGGAGAACUUUAUGGGCUAUGCCAGGCUUGGACCUGUGAAAUUUGGAGCUAAUGUCAAUUUUGUGGUGGGACACAGUGGGAAGAAUGCAUUGUUAACAGCUCUCAUAGUUGGUCUUGGUGGGAAAUCCUUAGGAUCGUCUUUGAAAGAGUUUGUGAAAGAUGGAGAGGAUUCAGCCACCAUCUCAAUCAAAUUAAGGAACAGAGGGCAAGAUGCUUUUAAGUCUGAGGUUUAUGGGGACUCAAUAACUGUGCACCAAUACAUCAGUGUAGAUGGGAGUGCAAGUUAUGAACUAAAAGACCAAGUAGGAAACCUGGUUUCUUCUAAGAAAGAAGAGCUUAUUGCCAUUCUUGAUCAUUUUAAGAUACAGGUGGAUAAUCCAAUGUCUGUUUUACCACAAAAGAUGAGCAGACAGUUAUUGAGGAUCACAAAUGAAAGUGACAGAUACAAAUUGUUUAUGGAAGCAACUGAGCUUGAACAGAUGAGAGAAGGUUAUGCAAAAAUUUUGGCAAGAAAGGCCAGAAGCCAGCAAGAGAUACAACAAGGAGAAGAGCAGCUUGAGGAGCUCAGACGUCAGGGUGUAGAGAUAGAAGAGCAUUUUCAGACUAUGGUUGCUUUGGAUCAGAAAUUAAAGAACUUAAAGCAUGAGAAAACUUGGGCACUGGUGAAUGAAACUGAAAGAACAAUUAGUAAUAUGAUAAGUGAUAUAAAUGUUGAAGACCAACAUACUGUCAUAUUAAAUCAUGACCUGGAGGUUUCAAAAGUCACAUAUAAUGAAACAUUACAGAGGUAUAUAGCCAUUCAUGAGAAUGUGGUAAAGUUAAAUGAAGAAGCUGCUGAAUUGGAGCCCAAGUGCCUUGAGGCAAAAGAAAUUGCUAAGAGAACAGACAGGGCCUACCGUCAAGCAACAGCUUUCUAUAAUUAUUCCCAAAGUGAACUGACUAAAUUAGACAAAGUUUCAGAGCAGCUUCAUGACAAAAUUGUAGACCUAAGAAAGAGUCUGGAACUAGCAGAAUUAGAAAAACAGAAAAAAAUUUCCACAUUAAGGGAAAAGAUACAUAACUUUAAGGAUCAGGAAGAUUCACUUGUUCAAGAAAUAAAAUAUCUUCAUCAAUCCAUAGAAAAAGAUGAUGAAGAGCAUUCUAGAAUUAGAGAAGAAGAGGCAUUUGUGCAGGAAAUGCUGAAUGAGGAGCAAGAACAACUAAACCAUUUGAAAGACUAUAAAACUGACCCACUAAAACGAUUUGGUCCCCAGAUUCCACCCCUUGUUGAAGCAAUAGAAGAUGCCUUCAAACAAGGAUACUUUACCCACAAACCACUAGGUCCACUAGGAGCUUGCAUUCGUCUCCGGUACCCUGAAUAUGCUUUGGCUAUUGAGUCCUGCCUAAAAGGCCUUCUUCUUGAUUUCUUUUGUGACAACCACAAAGAUGAGCAAGUCCUUCAGGAGCUGCUGAAAAGGUUUUAUCCAACUACCUGUUCUGAUCGACCACAGGUAAUUGUGUCAUCAUUUCAGUGUGAGUUGUAUGAUUUAACAGACAGAGCAGCUUGUCACCCAGAGUAUCCAACAGUUCUCUCAGCUUUAGAAAUAGAUCAUGCAGUGGUGGCCAAUACUUUGGUUGACUUGAGGAGCAUAGAGUCUGUACUCCUUGUUAGAAGUGGCUCUUUUGCUAGUAUGCAUGCACAGGGACGUCCCAAGAACUGUACCAAAAUUCUGACUUCUUGUGGUGACCAAGUUUUUGAGGGACGCUAUUACUCCUGUGAAGAUUUGAGACCUAUUUACUUAGGUGACAUGGAAGGAGAAAUAAAUCAUUUGGAGAAACAAGUGGAAAGUAAAAUGACAAAGUUGUCUGAAUUUCAAGAACAAGUAAAUUCACUUCAAAAUGAUAUUAAGAAGAAUCGAGAAACUAUUGACAGUCAUUAUCGACACUUAAGAGAAAUAAAGGUUAAAGUAAUUAACAUCUCUUCAGAAAUAAAAGAUCUUGAGGAUGAAGAAGAAAACCAGUCAAUAGAUCUCUCAGUUCUGGAAGAUGAAGCUGAAGAAAUUAAAGAAGAGAUAAAAGAAGUUGAGGAAAAGAUGAAAAAUAGAAAGGAAACUAUGGAGAAUUUAAGGCAACCCAAAAUAGAUGCUGAACAGAGACAUGAGGAGUUUAAGUUGAAAUGUAGUCAAGUUUCAGAAUUAGUAGAAUCCCUUAUGGAAGAACGAAACCAAACUGGUUUAGAAGUGUCUGCCCAGCACCAAUCUGUGCUGCAUUAUCAAAAUAGGCUCAAGCACCAUGUAGAUUCUCUCCAAGUGAUAAAAGAAGAGCUGGCAAUGAAAGAGAGAGAACUGGAGAGGGAGAUGGCUCAGGCUAACUACCUCUGUCCUGAGCGUAUAGCAGUUACAAGAGCUUCUGAUGUUCUUGACAGAGAAAUUGAUUUAUUAACCCAGAGGAUACAGUCAGAAAACUACACUCACAGAAGGAGAGAAGAUAUAACAAGGCAGUACCAACAAGCAAAAGAAAAAUAUCUGGAUAUUAAUGGUAGAGUGAAUAAUUUGAAAAGCCUCAUUGAAACACUGGAUGAAAUAUUGGUACAGAGAUAUGAUACUUACCAGAAAAGCAGAAGAAAUCUUUCUUUACAGUGCAAGUUGUUCUUUGACAGCUUGAUGUCUCACUGGUCCUUCUGUGGAGAGAUGCGCUUUAAUCACAAGAAUGAGACCCUUUCUAUAACAGUCCAACCUGGAGAGGCUGAUGGCAGUGACAUGGGAGGCUUAUCAGCAAACAGACACUCUUUUUCAAACUUUUUAUUUAUUCUUACUCUAUGGUCUGUCACAGAAUCUCCCUUCAGAUGCCUAGAUACAGUUGAUAUCUACAUGGACAGGAAAAGUAGAAAAAUUGCCAUGGAAAUGAUCGUCUGGAUAGCAGCACAUUCCUACCAAAACCACCAAGUCAUCCUGCUCAGUCCACAAUACCUGAGCUCUUUUCCCUCAAGUCCACUUGUUGAAGUCCUCGAAAUGCCAGACCUUGAAAGUGAAGAGAAAACCCUGCCUUUCGAAUCAGUCAAUCCAAAAGAAAACUGAAUUUUUAGUUUCAUGUGAUUGU